UUUGAUAAUUGUGGUCAACUAGUCAUAGGACUCGGUUUUUUAAUUUGUAAUAUUUUUACGUUUACUAUCGUUUAUAUUUAACUAGAUUUUAAUGACAGCUUCGCGUCACCAAGGUUUGAAUUUAAUUUCCAAAUUGAAUAAUAUUCAUGUGGAGGAUUUGCAAUAUGUGGAGCAGGAUUUGUGCUAUUACGAAUUGGUGUCCUUGGGCUUUUUGCUGUUUGGCGAUGAACGCGCAAAUGCUGAAUUCGCGCUACAAAAGUUACUUAUACUCUCCAAUACGCACAAGGGGCGCAGUUGCGGUGGCGCGGAUUUGCUCACCAAAUACAUUAGCGUUAACCCGCGUAAUUGGCGUGCACAGUUAGUGGAAGCUUUGUCUAUAAUAGGCGCUCGACGGGUCUUACGGAAAUUGGGUUUCGACUGGAAUGAGUUACACCAGCACUAUCUGCCACACAUUGGCGAACUAAGCGUGCAUGUGCAUCCACUGCUGAAGGCAUUAUAUCGCAUAUGUGAACGUUUGAAACCGGCGCAAGCGGGGCAAUUGGUAUUACGCGUGAAUGAGCAACAUAAGGGGCCAGGAGAGCAUCUACGUUUUUAUGAUUUUGCAUAUUUGGAAAUAUUUCUAUUAGACUGGCUAUCACGGCGCAUUAUUACAUUGGGUGAUCGUGUUGCAAAUGGUGCAGAUGUUGAUGUGUUGCUAGAAUUUUUCAAAUUUAAUGAUUUGGAUGCAUUAAAGACACUUCUUCUUGAAACAAUUGUAAAUAACGCAGAUUCUAAACGCAUGCGCAAUAACGCACAUAUCAGUGCGGAUAAUGCGACAGCGAGCAGUGGAAAUAAUAACAAAUAUUCUGCUGAAAAAAACACAACAACCAUGCAAUCAGAUGCAAACGCAUCUACCUCAGUGCGUAGCUGUGAUUUAACCAUAAAUGAAAGAUACCAGGUGCGCCACGAGAGCGCUGGCAUACUAUUGAUCAUCAAUCAACUAAAUUUCCACGAAGAACCCGAUCCUGGAUUGAAGAAAUUAUUGCCAAAAAAAUCACUCUCACCACGUCAUGGUUCGAAUAUGGACAAGGAUCGCUUGAAAGACAUUUUUUCACUUUUCGGUUACAAGCCAAAGGUGUUCGAAGAUCUUACACAUCUUGAACUAAUGCAUCGCAUACGGGAAACGGUCAAAUUAUCUUUUCAAUUUGAUUCGCUAAUUGUCUGCAUACUCUCGCAUGGCACCGAAGGCUCUGUGUAUGGCAGUAACAGCAUACCUGUGGAAAUAUCAGAAAUCGAGCAUAUAAUGACCGGCGACACGCUAGUUGGCAAGCCCAAACUACUUAUCAUUCAAGCAUGUCAGAAGGACGAAUCACCUAUAAAUGAACGCCGCAAGACCAAUGUCGAGCCACAUCGUUUCAGCGACUUGGUAAAAGCUAUGUCCACUGUGCCUGGCUAUUCGGCAAUGCGCCAUACGCUUGAAGGUACCUGGUUUAUACAAGAACUUUGCGAUGCUGUACAGCGUUUCGGCGAUCGCCGUCACAUUGUCGAUAUUUUAAUUGCUGUUAAUCGCAAAGUCAGCGAGCGGCGCGGGAAUAAAAACGAAAUAAUGAUGCCCAUUUCGAGUUACACGCUACGCAAAUUUUUCUUUUUACCGCCGCGUAAAUCACUACUAGCAGCAGUCUAACACACUUGCCAGUAAGUCUAAUAGCAAAUGUGACAAUUAGUUUAUGUUCAGUUGUAAUUAGCGAGUAAAAUUUUUUGAAAUUAUUAUUGUAGUGGUUUUAAUUAAGUAGCAGUUGUAGCAUAAAAACGUAAAUUGUACUUUUAGUAUGCAUGCUAUAUGUAUUAUGAAUUUUGAUAGAAAUAUAUUUUAAUAAAUAAAGAUUUGAAGCAUUUAUACAACGUAAAUGAAAUGUGUCAGCAAAUUGCUACACAAUUUAGUAUAUACAAAAGAAUUGUUUUAUGUAAUAUAAGUGAUGUCAUUUGUAAGACAAUUCAAGUGUUUAAAUAAACAAUAGAAAAUUGAUAUGGAUAUUA
Molecule: messenger RNA, 2016 nt
Organism: Bactrocera tryoni
Lineage: Eukaryota; Metazoa; Arthropoda; Insecta; Diptera; Tephritidae
Product: caspase-8
Exons: 7
Coding region: 92-1663 (523 amino acids)
Biological process (GO): proteolysis; apoptotic process; execution phase of apoptosis
Cellular component (GO): cytoplasm
Source: RefSeq, a predicted model, not a curated record